Messenger RNA from Ectocarpus siliculosus, 2003 nucleotides. NCBI's taxonomy places the organism in Eukaryota, Phaeophyceae, Ectocarpales, Ectocarpaceae. The record is from the annotation of a GenBank genome assembly.
AUGGCACCCCGGUUGAUUCCGCCGCUUCUGCUUUUCACCCUACUGGGACGCCGCGGGGCCGUGCACGCCUCGACGUUGCUCUUCACCCGGGCUACAAGGCAACCCACCGUUGCGUUUUCCGAGCUAGCGUUUGCGGUGCCACCGCCGGCGGCGGUUCGCCCUCUCGCGCGUAGCCCGGCCUGCGGGGCCUGGACCAGCCGCUCCUCAAAUAGAGCGGUUUCCACGACGACAACGGGAGAUUCGCCACGAAUCGGGGUCUGCCCCCUGGCGCUGACGCGGCGGGGACGGGCUGACACCACCGCGACCGCGCCGCCGCCGUCAUCUUCGCUAUCGCGCCGGAGGAAGAGCGCCGCCGCUUCCGCGGCAGCGGCGGCGGCGGCGGCAGAGGCGACGAGGGCAGCCCCGGCCCGCUUAGAGCCGCUGGACGCCGGCAGCAAGGGCAGACGGAAGGGAGGCCGCCGCGCAACGGCGGCGCCAUCAGGCCAGCAUAAGAAGAAGCCUCGGUCGUCGCCGCAAAGGAAGGGAUUGUCGCCGGCUGCGGCUGCGGCCGCCGCCGUGGACCCUUACCCAGCAGGCUCGGCGUUCGUCGCGACCCCGAUGACCACCACCGAGAGUGGCGGCGGCGGCGGCGGUGCCGCCCUAAAAGGGGAUGCCGUGGCUCCUCGUGCAGCAGCUGCUGCGCCUGCCGCCGCUCGGAGACCGCGGAAUGGAACCCCCGCUCCCGGUAGACGGACGGGGGGAGUUUACACCCGCAGGACCGCUCGCAACCGGAGGGGCGAGGGCGCCAAGAAGCAGAGGUACGGGGACGUGAGCGCCAAGAGGGCGAAGGCGUUGAGGACCGGCGGCAAGGCGUUCCUGAUCGUUUGCGACGCCGAGAGCAUCACGUCUCCCGAGCUGCUGGAGAGCAUCGACAUCCUGGACGAGCUGGGGACCAGGGACGUCGGCGUUAUCUACGCCGAUUGGAACAAGACUCAGGACUGGCGGUCCGAACUCUUCGGCCGCUCCAAGGCUCGCGAUUUCAAGCUCCUGCAGCGCGAGCCCCUUCCGCCCGGAUCGAACCCUCUGGGAGACGACACGAUGACGGCGGAAGUGUUGGCCCUCGCGAGGUCGGAAGAGUUGAACAAGUACGAGUUCUGCUUGCUGUCGGCCGACGGGUCCCUGUCCGAGUUGGCGGCUAAGCUGAGGGGGGAAGGUAGGGCGGUGAGAGGAGUCGGGAGGAGACAGGCUCCCGAGGAGUUCCUGGAUAACUGCGACACGUUCAUGUACAUCGACCCGGCGAAUCGAUACGAGUUGCUGGAUAACGAAGGACUGGUCAUCUCGGUGGCACUGUGCAUUGCACUCGCGGCCGCGGGUCAGGAGAGGUGUGACUGGGUACGGAUGAAGACUAUCGUCAACUCGCUGCACGCCUGGGACCUGGGUUUGGAAAGCCCGAACUACUUUGGGUACUCGGACUACGACGAGAUGGUGGUCAAGAUGGACGCCUACGUGACCGGAGUAGAGGACACCAGCGGCGAGGUGGUGGUGAAGGUGCCGCCAAAGCCUAAGGCGGGAGAGGUCCCGAGGGGACUGGAGGACGUCGCCACCUACCUCUACGCGAAAUGGGUGUCCUUCACCAACGAGCCCCGGAUGAACGACAUUCUCCUGGCCUGCAUACCGGCGUGCUUACAAGCGCUGGCGGUGGCAAGGGGGGAAAUGGACAUAGCCGUGAAGCGCUUCCAGCAGGGCACGCUGCCGUUGGAGAGCUCGGACUAUCUCAUGGAUUACUAAGAACUGAUGAGGAGCUGAGUGGUUCUUCAUGGAGGGGCCUACUGGUUUGCAGGGUCGAUCCUGAGGUUGAGUUUGGUGGUGGGGGUGGUGGUGAAUGUCGUAUGUUGUUGAGUUGACCGAUUGGUCGGGUCUGUGUGUUCGUUGAUGAGGCAACACGAGCGACUGCUGUAAAUAUGGAGCAAUUGUGAAGCAAUAGGCAGAUGGUAGCGUUAUCAUUGGGCCAUCCAUUGUCGUGU